Molecule: messenger RNA, 3400 nt
Organism: Nylanderia fulva
Lineage: Eukaryota; Metazoa; Arthropoda; Insecta; Hymenoptera; Formicidae
Product: Ribonucleoside diphosphate reductase large subunit
Biological process (GO): deoxyribonucleotide biosynthetic process
Cellular component (GO): ribonucleoside-diphosphate reductase complex
Molecular function (GO): ATP binding; ribonucleoside-diphosphate reductase activity, thioredoxin disulfide as acceptor
Source: RefSeq, a predicted model, not a curated record
CGUUUCGCGCCUAAAAUUGUCGUUGCUCCAAGAAACUUGGCAAAGUUCGCUUGUGUCUCAUCCGCGACUGAUGCACGAUGGAAUUAAACAAGAAAUUCAACACGCUUUCUCUGGAAAGUAAUGAUCAUUCUCCCGUAAAAAUGCCAGCCAAGGAAGCUGCGCGAGGGAAGAUGCAUGUUAUCAAGCGAAAUGGUCGUAAGGAGGAUGUUCAUUUUGACAAAAUCACUUCAAGAAUUGCCAAACAGUGUUAUAAUUUGGAUAUGAAUUAUGUGGAUCCAUCUGCUGUUGCCAUACAAGUAAUACGUGGUUUAUAUUCUGGAGUAACUACAGUCAUAUUAGAUAAUCUUGCGGCUGAAACUGCAGCUACUAUGGCAACUAAUCAUCCCGACUAUGCUAUAUUAGCUGCAAGGAUUGAUGUAUCUAACCUACAUAAGGAGACUAAGAAGACCUUUAGUGAGGUCAUGCAUGACUUGUACUAUGCCAAGGAUCCUGUCACAAAUCAUCGUACCCCUAUAAUCAGUGAACAUUAUUAUAACAUUAUUAAGAACAAUGCAGAAAGACUAGAUUCUGCUAUAAUAUACGACCGAGAUUUCAGUUACAAUUAUAUUGGUUUUAAGACACUUGAGAGAAGCUAUCUGCUGAAAAUCAAUGGCAAAAUAGUAGAAAGACCUCAACACAUGUUGAUGAGAGUAGCUGUUGGUAUUCAUGAAAACGACAUUGACAGAGUUAUAGAAACAUACAACUAUUUGUCUGAACGAUAUUUUACACAUGCUUCCCCAACAUUAUUUAAUGCCUGCACUAAUAACCAGCAGAUGUCUAGCUGCUUUCUUUUGACGCUCGACAAUGAUAGCAUAGAAGGUAUUUACAACACGCUGAAGAAAUGUGCGCUCAUCAGCAAAUAUGCUGGUGGAAUAGGACUCAACGUACAUUGCAUUCGUUCACAAAGCACAGAGGAUAAUACGGAUACAACCAAUGGCUUGGUUUCUGUCCUAAAAUUAUACAAUGACAUGGCUAUUUAUGUUGAUCAAGGUGGAAAUAAGAGACCAGGAGCGUUUGCUAUUUAUUUAGAGCCAUGGCAUGCUGAUAUCUUUGAUUUUUUAGAGCUUAAGAGGAACAUUGGGGAUGGAAACAUGCGAGCUAGAGACUUGUUCUAUGCUUUAUGGAUACCAGAUCUUUUUAUGGAACGUGUAUAUAAUGAUGAAACCUGGAGCUUGAUGUGUCCACAUGAAUCUCCUGGCUUAGCUGAUGUUUGGGGUGAUGAAUUUAAAGAGCUGUAUACUAGAUACGAAAAGGAAGGUCGCUAUAAGAAGCAAGUAGAGGCCAGAGCUGUGUGGAUUGCCAUUCUCAGAUCACAAGUAGAAACUGGAACUCCUUAUAUGCUUUACAAGGAUCAUUGCAAUCGAAAAUCUAAUCAUCAGCAUAUUGGUACAAUCAAAUGCAGCAACUUGUGUACCGAAGUUGUUCAAUAUUCCGGCCCUGGGGAAGUUGCCGUGUGCAAUCUAGCAUCCAUUGCUGUCAAUAUGUUUGUUAAUACGAAUAACAAGACUUUUGAUUUUGAUAAACUUAAAACAGUUGCAAAAAUCGUCACUCGUAAUUUGGAUAAAGUCAUCGAUGUCAAUUUUUACCCCAUUGUGGAAACAAAAACUUCUAAUCAAAAACAUAGACCUAUUGGUAUCGGAAUACAAGGUUUAGCGGAUGCCUUUCUGUUAAUGCGAUAUCCGUUUGAAAGCAAAGAGGCCAAGGAACUCAACAUCAAAAUCUUUGAAACUCUUUAUUAUGGUGCCUUGGAAGCGAGUUGUGAGCUGGCUGCGGAAAAAGGUACUUACGAAACGUAUGAAGGUAGUCCAGUCAGCAAAGGUAUCCUUCAGUAUGAUAUGUGGGACGUUAAGCCGACAGAUUUAUGGAAUUGGGAUAAAUUGAAGGAGGAAAUCGCAAAGCAUGGAGUAAGAAAUUCGCUUUUGAUUGCACCUAUGCCAACUGCGUCGACUGCACAAAUCUUAGGGAAUAACGAAUCCAUCGAAGCGUAUACCAGUAAUAUAUAUGUAAGACGCGUAUUAUCGGGGGAAUUUGUCAUCGUCAAUCCUCAUUUAUUGCGAGACUUAACAUCCAGAGGUUUAUGGGACAAAGACAUGCAGAACGAGAUACUCGCGAACUUUGGAUCUGUUCAAAAUAUUGAACGUAUUCCUGAUGAUCUAAAAGUUUUAUACAAGACUGUAUGGGAAAUAUCGCAAAAAGUAAUUCUUGAAAUGGCAGCCGACCGAGGAGCUUUUAUCGAUCAGUCGCAAUCUCUGAAUGUACAUAUAGGAGAUCCAACGACUGAAAAACUUACAUCGAUGCACUUCUUUGGUUGGAAAAGCGGUUUAAAGACUGGCAUGUACUAUCUGCGAACAAAGCCAGCUGCAAAUCCCAUACAAUUCACAGUGGACAAAUCUAAAUUACGGAAUAAUGAUUCCAUAUCUAAUUCGUCCACUACCAAUAACACCCCAGUUCAGUCUCCCCAAAAUAACGACAAUAGUGAUGACAAUAUUGAAAGAAAAAAUCAAUUAAGUCAACAAGCAAGUGGAAAUCAACGUGAACUAGCACGAGCCAAAAACUUGAAAAAAACGCAAAAGAAGGCAGCGUCUGAACAGGACAGCAAUAAAGGUCUUUCCUUGGAGCAGCGUAAAGCACGUGACGCGGAACGAAUGAGAGAGAAACAACUUAAUAAGAAGCAGGAACCAGAUAAGUCUAAGCAGGCAGCGAGGUAAUUCAAAGGAAAGAGUGUACAAACUUUUACGAUAAAAUCGAUUAUAUCACACGCAAUGAUUAUGUUAAAAAGAUUCACGGAUGUAAGGGACACAAAGGUUGCUUACCGAAAAUGCAAAAAGGAAUCGUCAUGUUUUUGAUGUUAAAGAAUUUUUCCAUUGUCGGCCGUAUAAUACAGCUACAUCGGUUGUAUGACAUACCACAGGACCUAGCCUCGAUUAUCUUGUUAUUUAUACAUUGCUCAUAAAAAAACCAGUUAAUAUAUAGCCGGUGUGUAUAAAACUCGACGUUACCUAACACUAAAUUCAGUCAAAGAAUAAUGCGCGUUUGACUGGUUUCUUAGGUAUAAGGAUAUUAAUUAAAUAAUACGACAUUUGUAGUACUAAUUUUCCUAAUCUGUAAAUUCAAAUUUUCUCAUAUACUUAUUUAAUAUGUUAUCCCAUUAAAUGUGUAAGAAACAAGCGGUUACUGGAUACAUAUAUGCUGGCCGUCGUAUACGCUCCUCUUCGCUCGUAAUAAACUGUUCAAAGUUCAACAGUAAACGGGUUUAAUUUUUAAAUUUCCAUCCCUAGUAGGAUAAACAUAUUUUUCGUACAAUGUUACACCACGAAUGACUAGAGAUAUUAGGAAUAUAAGUAAAAGAUAGAAGAACAUA